Dentiscutata erythropus is the source of this 1303-nucleotide messenger RNA. NCBI's taxonomy places the organism in Eukaryota, Fungi, Glomeromycota, Glomeromycetes, Diversisporales, Gigasporaceae. The record is from the annotation of a GenBank genome assembly.
AUGGCAGAUAGAUUUGAUCCUGAUUCUUUACUAGCCUUGGAAAAAGCUUUUCUCAAAGUACCUCUUGUACAGCUUAGAGGCUCUUCUACGAAGGCUUAUAAGAACUUUGAAAAGGAAUCCAAGCAUAUUCAAACACAGAUCAAACAACUACAAAAUGAAAUUGCUUUAAAUAACAAAGUUGAUGCUGACAAACUUAGGGAAAUUCAUGAAAAUGUCGAAAAGUGGUUAGGAAGUUCAAAAAUGGAGUUUCUUGAAACUCAUAGAGAAGGACAAAAACAUGUCGCAAGAGGCCGACAGCGUGUUGACCAUCUCGCUGAAGUAUCUCUAAUAACUAACGUUUAUGAUCCGAAAUACAAAGAAUGGACUGGAAAACGAGCAGAUCGGGUUAUCGUUGAUUAUUUAUUGAGGGAAGGAUUUCGUGAUACGGCAAUCCAAUUGGCUAGUGAAUCCGAUAUUGAGUCACUAGUUGAUAUUGACCUAUUUACAGAAGCACACGUUAUUGAACAAGCUUUACGAAAAAAUAGAUGUACAGAGGCUUUAAGAUGGUGCAAUGAAAAUAAGAAUAGCUUACGGAAGAUAAAUGCAAGCAAAGAAUAUCAUUUAUUGGCAAUAUUACACACCCUUGAAUUUCUUCUUCGAGUGCAAGAAGUUAUCGAGUUAUGUCGCGAAAAUAAGAGGGAGGAGGCGCUUAAAUAUUCCAAAGAACAUUUCAAAGCUUAUAUAGAUGUUAAUAAAAAGGGUGCACAAAAUGCUAGAAAAACAGAAUCUCAGUCUGGAUCUAUUCGGAGACGGGAUAAUGUUAAAACAAUAUCAUCUGAUGACCCCCUUUAUAAGCAAUACCUUCAAAUGAUGGGAGCUCUUGCAUUUCCACCUAAUACAACUUGCAAGCCUUAUAAGGCUCUGUACGAUCCUAGUCGUUGGGAACGACUAAUUGCACGAUUUCGAAUAGACUUUUAUGAGUUAAAUGCCCUCCCAUCUCAACCUUUAUUGAAUGUCACCUUACAAGCUGGAUUGUCUGCUCUUAAAACACCAAUGUGUUAUCAACACGAAAAUAAAAAUAUAGAUUGUCCAGUAUGUUCACCGGACACGCUUGGCGCUCUUGCAAAAGACUUGCCAAUGAAUCAUCAUGUAAAUUCGACACUAGUAUGCCGGAUUAGUAAAAAGAUUAUGAAUGAAGAUAAUUAUCCUAUGAUUUUGCCGAACGGGUGUGCUUAUUCUCGUGAUGCAUUAGCUGAGAUGGCAUCAAAAAACGACGACAAAGUUACAUGUCCUCGCACUGGUGAAGUUUAUGAAUUUUCAAAGU